CAGCCAGCCACCAACACCACCACCACCACCACCACCACCAUUCCGGGUUGAGCCACCACCACAGCAGCGGGGAUCCCAAGAGGCACAGGGAUCGCGAGGCGGACGGCGAGGAGCACGAGCUCGACCAGGAGAUGGGCGGCCCAACGGCGCCGGUGGCCAGCGGCGGCGGCGGCGAGGUGGGGCAGACGUACUGCCUCCGCUGGAACAACCACCAGACCAAUCUCGUCCAGAUCCUGCACGCCCUGCACGAGGUGGGCAGCUAUGUGGACUGCAGCCUCGUCGUGGACGACGAACAGUUCCAGGCCCAUCGCGUCGUCCUGGCAGCCAACUCGCCCUAUUUCCAGCACAUCCUCAAGGAUGUGCCGCAGGACCACUGCAGCAUCAUCCUGCCGGGCGUCAAGGGCUUCGAGAUCGCCGCCCUGCUGCAGUACAUGUACACGGGCGAGACGACGGUGACCAAGAGCCAGGAGCCAGAGAUCCUGCGCACCGCCAAGGAGCUGCAGGUCAAGGGUCUCUACGACAACCUCAUGAAGUUCAAUCACCACACCAGCGCCACGCCCACCUCCAGUUCGGGAGCGGGAUCGGGAGUGGGAGCAGGAGUGGGAGCGGGAGUGGGCGUAACCAAGCCCCAGAAUGGCUCCUCCGCUCACCACUCCUCGUCCGUGAUCUCCACAUCCACCCACAUCUCGCCCAGCGCCGCCAUCUCGAGCAGCUGCUCGCCUCCACCGCCGCCGCAGUUCGGCUUCCAGUCCGGCUACGGCCACUAUCCGCCGCAGCUGCCGUCCAGCCAAGUGGCGGCGGGCGAAGGACCACUGACCCCCACCCAGGCCACGCCCCAUUCGGCGGCGCCCGCCUCGGGGGCGGGAGAUGCAGCCGGCGGCCAGUGGCCACUGACGCCCUCCGCCGCCGCCGCCAUGCUGAACUCCGUGUACGAGUCCGCCGCCGACAUGAAUCCGCUCAAGCGCAAGAAGCUGUCGGCCAUCUCGAGCAUGCUGCUCAGCGGCAGCCGCGACACACCGAUCCUGCGCAACGUGCUGGCCCAGGCCAAUCCGGCCGACUCCUCGCAACCCGGACCGAUGCCCAGCAACGGGGAGAAGACGCCAACGCAUCCGCACCAGGGCAGCGGUCAAUUGACAGCCGGAUUGGGUGUGAGUGGCGGCGAACGGAAUCAUAGCUUCAACGGAUCGGACUACGGCGGCGACAAGGAGCCGCUGUCGCCGUACACGGACCGCUCCUUCGAGGAGGAGAGCGGCCAGUCCGGCGGCAAGAAGCCGGAGUGGAAGCGCUACAAGCAGUACACCCGGGCGGACAUGAUGUGCGCCAUCCAGGCGGUGCGCGAAGGGAUGAGCGCCCUGCAGGCCAGCCGCAAGUACGGCCUGCCCAGCCGCACGCUCUACGACAAGGUGCGCAAGCUGAACAUCACCACCGGCCGUGGCACCCAUCGCACGCCCAAGCGCAGUCCGCCCGUUGCCGAGUCCGCCCAGGGAUUCACUUACUCCGCGGCGGCCGCAGCUGCCGCCCACAACUAUGGGCACGGACAUGGUCACGCCCAUGGCCAUGGCCAUGGAGGCCAUCUCACGGAGGCGAAGCGUGACCCGAAGGCGGACCAUGUGCCCGCCCACCACGGCAUGCCGCCCACCAUACCGCCGUCGGCGGCCGCCCUUUUGGACCACGCCUUCCUGCAGCAGGCGCUGGAGAACCGCGGCGGUGACAUGGCCGGCCGCGAAGCGCUCCACGCCAUGGCUUUGGCCGCCGCCGCCCAUGCCGCCGCCAACCGGCUGUCCAGCAGUCCGGCGGAGCCGGACCAGCGCUCCAAUGGCCAUGGCAUGCGCUCGCCCAGUCCGCAGGCACGGCACUACCCGCACGAGCAGGAGGCCUUGGAUCUGGAGAUGCACGAGAAGCACGAACCGAGCCUGAUCAAGCGGGAGCGUGACCAGGACGAGCGCGAGGAUGCGGACGACGAGGAGGACCACGAGCAGGAGCAGGAGCAUGUGGAGGACCUCUCGCUGGCCAGGAAGGAGCGUCCGCCGUCGCCCUAUUCGCCCCAUCCGGCCGAGGGAGCCGGCGUGAUCAUGCACGCGGGCAGUGCGUCCGCCAAUGGAGGCAAGGAGCUGGAGGAUUACCCCGCCUCGCCGCCAUUCGUGGCCAUGGGUUUGAAGCGGGAGCUGCUGGAGGGCGAGGAGGCCCAGGCUCGGGCCGACUGAUUGACGCUCACCAUGGCCUGGCAGUAUCCAGCGGACAGCCUCGACUCCGUGGAUUAGGCCAGGCUCAUUCCUUUGACCCAUUAGAUGCCCAUCCACCCAAUCCUUGUGUUACUUUCCUUAAACCCAUCGGCCACUCGAAUCGGGAGCCGAGCAGCGUUGGUGAAGCUUUAAACGAACGAAACCUCAUCCCAGUCGUUGUGGGAGUCAUCCGCACCAGCACCUGGCCACCCAUCAACCAGUCCAAAAUCAAAUCAAAUCAAUGCCACACUCUAAAAUUAAAUGUUGUCAGCAUCACUUUGUGCCUAAAAAAAAAACUAGAAAUGUUAGGUUAUGUUAGGUUUUAGGUUAGGUUAGGUUAUACUGCAGAUAUCUUAGGCCAUCUUUGGAAACCAGCUAGUUGUAGGCCCCCAAGGAGUCCAUCCAGGCCGCAGAUCCUGGCCAACUUACAUGAGACUGAAGGCACGGGAUCGGCAUCCGGAUGGGCGACUUGGGAACAGAGCAGAAGAGGCUCCCAUCGGAAGCGGAAGCUACCACUUUGUACAACUUUGUUAAAUGCCAGUGAUUUGUUUUAAAAAUUAUUAGCACUAGAUUAUUUAUAACGACCAGUAUGUGGAUGUACGCAUGUACGAAUGUACAUACGUGGCCUUACGUUCAUCAUUUUUGAGGCGAGGAGGUGGGAACAGAUCAAGUACUUGAAUACAAGAACACAACUACCUCAAAUAGCGCAUCCUUGUUAGCCCCAUGUUAUCCUGUUAGCGAUAUAUAUAUGUAUGUAUAUGUAUUUAGUAAUCGUCCUGGGUUGAAUUUAUAAGACUGAUAACGACUCAAACGUACCACGAGCAAGAGCACACGCAUUAAAAACUAUAUUACAAAUAACAAAGCAAACUAUAUGUAUGUAUGUAUGUAAACUUAAAUACGAAUCGAGAUCCUUGGUUAAAUAGAUGUAAGUUUCAGAUUUCAAAUUGAUUAGUUCUAAGCCACCAACUUAACUUAAGCACUACAACUAGACUAUUUAUAAGGCAAACGAAGCAAAACAAAA
Molecule: messenger RNA, 3243 nt
Organism: Drosophila gunungcola (fruit fly)
Lineage: Eukaryota; Metazoa; Arthropoda; Insecta; Diptera; Drosophilidae
Gene: rib
Product: sex determination protein fruitless
Exons: 1
Coding region: 132-2204 (690 amino acids)
Biological process (GO): regulation of transcription by RNA polymerase II
Cellular component (GO): nucleus
Molecular function (GO): protein binding; DNA binding
Source: RefSeq, a predicted model, not a curated record